This is a messenger RNA of Drosophila grimshawi, 1114 nucleotides long. Its product is annotated as alpha-tocopherol transfer protein-like. The record is from RefSeq and is a predicted model, not a curated record. Lineage: Eukaryota; Metazoa; Arthropoda; Insecta; Diptera; Drosophilidae. The coding region runs from base 86 to 1006 and encodes 306 amino acids. Gene Ontology annotation, molecular function: phosphatidylinositol bisphosphate binding. The transcript is spliced from 3 exons. Gene Ontology annotation, cellular component: membrane.
AUCAGUCAAUCGGUACAGCCAGUUCCGCCAUGGGCCAAAUGUCAUCGAUUAUGUCAGAAUCAAAAGCGCCAUAGCCAGCAACAAGAUGCGACGUCCGUUGUCACCAAUGCUAUCAAAGCUGGCCGAGCAGGAGCUGAACGAGACACCCGAUCGGAUACAGCAGGAUAUCAUAAUAUUACGGGUCUGGAUACGCCAGCAGCCACAUUUGCGCGCUCGCACCGAAGAUGACUUUCUGAUUGCGUUCUUGCGACGAUGUCGCUACAGCUUGGAGGCAACAAAGCGACAUCUGGAUCGCUAUUUCACAAGCUAUAAUCUGUUCCCGGAGUUUAUGAGCAAUCGGUUUAUUACACAGCGAUUGCUGGAUAUUAAUCGGUUGGGGGUUUGCCUGUUUCCGGACUUGCCCAAGUGUGAUAAUCGCACGGCUUUGUUUAUUGCACGAUUUGGCAAGUUCGAUCCCAAUCAGUACACUCUGCGCGAGAUCUAUCAAUUCUCAUCGAUGGCCAUGGAAAUUGUUGCGCUGGAGAAUGAUUAUGCAUCUGUGGCUGGAAUAUGUGAGAUUAUUGAUUUGGAUGGCCUCAGCUCGGAUCAGAUGCGUCGCUUCGACAAGCACUUCUUUCGCAAAUGGUGGAAUUGGCUGCACGACUGCAGUCCGUUGAGGGUGAAGGAGGUGUAUGUGAUUAAUAUGCCGAAGGAUAUACAGGGCACCAUUAUGUUUCUCUACAAUGUGCUUAGCACGCAUGUCAACUAUCCGAUACGUGUGCUGAAGACGAGCGAGGAGCUGUUCAAUCAUAUCGGCAAGGACUGCCUGCCGGAGGAAUAUGGCGGCACCAAUGGUCACAUGGCCGAGAGUGUUGCCUAUAUGGAGGAUUUGUUGAAUAGCUAUCGGGCGUACUUUGAGCAGGACCACAAGUAUGGCACCAUUGAGGAGUUGCGUCCUGGCGAGAUUGCCAUGUACGAGGCCGAGUUCGGUGCGAGCGGCUCCUUUCGCAAACUUAACUGGGAUUGACAUUUGACCUUAUUGUUAAUUGAAAAUAGUCGAUCAAUUAAAAUUGUGUACCCAUACGCAUAGAUAAACAUAAAAAUACCUUGAUUCGCUUGAUUCGCUUAUCGGCAA